ACAGCCCUCCGAACCCUGAGCAGGCACCAUGGACUGGAAGAAACUCCAAGACCUACUGAGCGGCGUGAACCAGUACUCCACGGCAUUCGGGCGCAUCUGGCUGUCAGUAGUGUUCGUCUUCCGGGUGCUGGUGUACGUGGUGGCUGCGGAGCGUGUGUGGGGUGACGAGCAAAAGGACUUCGACUGUAACACCAGGCAACCCGGCUGUACCAACGUGUGCUAUGACAACUUCUUCCCCAUCUCCAACAUCCGACUCUGGGCCCUGCAACUCAUCUUCGUCACGUGUCCCUCUAUGCUGGUCAUCCUGCAUGUAGCCUACCGUGAGGAGCGGGAACGGAAGCAUCGCCAGAAGCACGGUGAGCAGUGCGCCAAACUGUACAGCCACCCGGGCAAGAAGCACGGCGGCCUGUGGUGGACCUACCUGUUCAGCCUAAUCUUCAAGCUCAUCAUCGAAUUGGUCUUCCUGUAUGUUCUACACACGCUCUGGCACGGCUUCACCAUGCCACGUCUGGUACAGUGUGCCAGCGUGGUACCCUGCCCCAACACCGUGGACUGCUACAUCGCUCGGCCCACGGAGAAGAAGGUCUUUACCUACUUCAUGGUAGGCGCUUCCGCGGUCUGCAUUAUUCUCACCAUCUGUGAGAUCUGCUACCUCAUCUUCCACAGGAUUAUGCGAGGCCUGAGCAAGGGCAGAUCUACAAAGAGCAUCAGCUCCCCAAAGUCCUCCAGCAGGGCCUCCACUUGUCGCUGUCACCACAAGCUGCUGGAGAGUGCCGACCCAGAAGCAGACCCAGCCGCAGAAAAGCUGCAGGCUUCCGCACCCAGCCUGACCCCCAUUUGAACCACCCGCUGGGGAAGGAAGCUGGGAAGUGCUGCAGGUGGAGGGGCCCUGGGGGUGCUGAGUGCCCCCACUUUGAAUUCACUAAACUACCCAGUUCCCUUGGAAGCAGAUAUUCGUGGGUACUGGGCUCUGUGCGGGCUACCUGGUAUAGGUAACAUAACAGACCCAGCUUCAGAGAGACAUUUAGAUUAGCAAAUUAACUACAUGCAUGCAAGGGUCUACUUAGCGCUGGACUGGUAAACCUACCCCAGGGCACCAUCUCAGAAAAGCACAGUGAAAGAAAGAAAAGAGAUGGGACUCUCCAACAGCAAAAAGAACUGGGGGGUCUCAGAGGAGAGGUGCUGGAUCUGGACUAGGGACAGCUGGCCAGAGGGAGGCUUCGUUACUCAACCAGGAGAAGCUGAACAGGUUCCCACGUGGAAUCUUCUGGAGGCCAAAGAGCAGGUGUGGGAAGUAGUAGCAGGCCUUGUCACAUCAACUGCUGCUUGAGACACACCCACGGGUCCCUCUGGAUCCCCCUUUGACAACCUCCACCAUCAGGAAGCAAAACUCUCCUCCCUCCCACCAGGGUGCUGAGCCCGCUGCACCCUUUAGCCAGGACCUUGGCGGCAUGCAUAUCCUGUCAUAUCCCGGGCAUAUAUCCUUGACAUAUCCAAGU
Apodemus sylvaticus (European woodmouse) is the source of this 1499-nucleotide messenger RNA. It is a transcript of the gene Gjb3, whose product is annotated as gap junction protein beta 3. Bases 29 to 841 code for a protein of 270 amino acids. NCBI's taxonomy places the organism in Eukaryota, Metazoa, Chordata, Mammalia, Rodentia, Muridae. The transcript has a single exon. Gene Ontology annotation, biological process: cell communication. Gene Ontology annotation, cellular component: connexin complex. The record is from RefSeq and is a predicted model, not a curated record.